Molecule: messenger RNA, 2367 nt
Organism: Caenorhabditis sp. 36 PRJEB53466
Lineage: Eukaryota; Metazoa; Nematoda; Chromadorea; Rhabditida; Rhabditidae
Source: the annotation of a GenBank genome assembly
AUGCAAAACUCGCGCCCGAUUUGGCAAGAACUCCCAGUCCACUUCAAGGAAUCAGUUGUCGAUUUGUUGGACUUGAAAUCUAGGUAAUCAGUGAAAUGUUUUCAAAAAACUAUUGUAGAUUUCAGAGUUCACCUUCAAGUUUGUUCGAAAGCCGAUGCAAUGCUUGUGGACAAUCGUCCAGUUUUCUUGAAAAAAGUGGAAAUCAAUCGAUUCGAAAUCUGUCAUCCCCACGCUCAAAUGUCUGAUUUUCAAGGGAACGAGUACGAAGAAUGGGAUGCUCGCCGCUUUUUUCACUGGCUCCAUCCUAAAUCUCACGUGGAAUUCAUGGACAUCCGGAUAGACGGCGAAUCGGUUUGGCGCCUCAUGGAUUCGAUCAAAACGCCCAUAAAAUCAGAAAAUGUAUCGUUGAUUGAUGUGCCGAAGAGAAGUCGUUUCGAUGAAAAGAAACGCGUAAGUAAAUCAAAGUAAUGUUUUAUUCAGAAAAUAUACGAUUUCUCGAAAAACGUCUCUAGAUCUUUUAAUCUUUCGAUUUAAAAAGUUCACUUACAUGACUGCAAAUGUUUUCGAACCAAAAAAAAGUAAAGUGACAACUCGCAGCAAAAAAAAAAAUUUUUCCAACGAAAUUUCACUGUUUUCCGGCAAACGAUCGGUUUUUCCGCGAAAGCGAGCUGUCACUCUACUUCUUUUUGGUUCGAAGACAUUCUCAGCAAUGUAAGUAAAGUUUUUUUAACUAAAAGAUUAGAAAAUCUAGUGACGUUUUUCGAGAAAUCGUGCAUUUUCUGAAUAAAAUCUUACUUUCACUUACCUACGCGUUUCUUUUCAUCGGAUCGACUUCUCUUCGCGUAUUACUUUAUCUGAAAUCUGUAAAAAGAUCUAAUUGAGGUAGAAAGAAGAGAAAAAUGCUUUAAAGAGAUGAAAAUUUGGAGAAAAUUCAUCAACAACUAAAAAAAAAAGAACUUUGCGCGUAACAUAAAAUGCACUGUACGCAGAAAUGCACUGUACGCAGAGCAACACCGGCGUGCAAAAAUGCACAGGCUGAGGAUCAAACGUUUGGUGAACGUCGCAAAAGCCGCGCCGUGAAGUUCGAUGGAAAAACGCUGGAAAGACUUCGACUGCAUAGCCGAAUAAUUGAGAAAAUGCUCGAGGAACUGGCUCAAACGGAUCAAUGGAAAAGUGCUCGGGAUGUGAGCAUUCGAACGGAUCGACUGCAUUUGGAGCACUUUCUUCACGCCAAUACAUUCGAAGUUCAUUUGAAAACGCUGACUUCCGAAGGUGCACAGAAACGUAUCGAGGUAACCAACCAUAUCGUUUCGUUUCCCUAACGAAAAUCUUUUGCAGAACCUGAAAACCAAAAGUGUCGGAUGUGGAUUCGAAGUAAUCCUGCCGAUCAGCUCCGAAACUAGUGAACUUUUGGAAAAGCACAAACGAUCGGAGCCCGGCGAGCCUCAACCGAUCAGUUUACCGUCAAAGGACAUUGUGCUGGUUUUAAAGGUCUACACCAACAGUUACCUCGGCGUCAUUUGUCGUGUCGACCACGUUGAGAAGGAUUGCUUCGCGUUUUUGAUGAAUAGUCUGUGAUUCACAACUUUUUCCGACCACUCUUUUUCCUUCUUUCUCUCUCACCUUUUCGUCACUUUUUCCCUUUUUCUCUUCCCGUCUCACGCUUCGAUUUCAUAAUUCUUGAGAGGAAUGACCCUUUUGUUUGUUGUUUUCAGCAGAGUUGCCACGGGCCGGGCCGGGCCGAAAUUUUCAAAACUCCGGUCCGGCCCGGCCCGUCGGCCCGGUUCAAAAAGCGGGAAUCCAAAUUUUCAACUAUUGAUUAAAUAGAAUGUUUGUUUUUCGUAGAACUAACGAAUUUUGCAAGUAUCGAGCACAAAAAAGAAAUGUAGUUCUCAAAAAUAGUGUCGUUUUUUUUUUAAUUUUGAUCCCCGCAAAAAAAAAAACGAAAAAAAUAUAUUUCCCCCAAAAAUUUGAAUUCGCGCCUUUUGAGCCGGGCCGACCGGGCCGGGCCGGGCCAGCAAAUUUUCGGCCCGUAAUUUGGCAAGUCUGGUUUUCAGAACAACUGAUAACUUUUAGAUGAGUCCCAAGUUGGUGGGCAUGUUUUCGAGUUGCUCCAUUCUCGAUAUCGCUCUUUUCUAGUUUGCAAUAAGUGGUCAAUUUACAGUUUGUGAUGGAGCAGCGAUUGAAGAUGUUCCACAAUAUCAUUCCUGAUGUGGAGAAGCCUAAGGCGAUUUGGCAAGACAUGCCCCUACAUUUCAAGAGAACCCUUGUUGAUUUGUUGGAUGUAACGUCGAGGUAAGAGCCGUUUGUCGUCGGAACCACGCAGAUCAGGAUUUCGCACAGUUCUCCUCUUUCAGUUUCACCUAA